CUCCCUUCCUUCUCACCUCUCUCUCUCUUUCUCUUUCUCCCUUCUCUCACUCGACUAUCUGAGCACUCAGCGCAACUUAGCAAAUUAAAGGAACAGCGAAAAGCCACCGGCGACAGUAAUGGAUUCGUGCACCGUGAGAAGGCCUGCUUUCUUUGAAGACGACGACGGUCUGGCCUCGAUUGUGAACAUGGAAGCUGGGUUCUCGGGAAGUCACCCUCCCGUCACGUGUUACGGCGUUUCUAAGCGGAGAGGUAGUUACAGGGCUCUUUCCUCUUAUUCGUGUUCUUCCCCGAGAUCGGGGAGGUUUUAUGACGCCAGGUGCGAAGAGCACCAUUUCCUCGAAGCUUGUUUUCUAUGCAAGAAACCACUCGGAGAUAAUAGAGACAUCUUCAUGUACAGGGGUGACACGCCAUUCUGUAGCGAAGAGUGCAGGCAAGAACAGAUAGAGAUCGAUGAGGCAAGAGAGAAGAACUGGAACCAUUCUUCUUCUAUGAAGAUCCUCAGAAAGGAUCAAAAGAAAUCCUCAACAAACAAGACCCAGAAUUACCCUGUGCGGACUGGCACCGUUGCUGCUGCUUAAAAUCCUAGUUAUGAAUACUACGGCUUCUCUGAGAAAGAGAAAAGGGGCUGAACGAGAGAGAAAGAGGAGGCCCCAUUUUUUGAGAUAUAUCUUUCCUUUUUUUUUUCGUUUUCUGGUAUAUAUUUGUGAAUGUUUAUAAGAGGACUGUGGUGGGUUUGUAUGGUGUAAGAUGUAAUGGCCUUUUUUUUAAUCUUUUGGGCGGAAAUUUUCAAGAGAAAGAAAGGAUCAAGGAAGGUUCCUCUGUGAUUCCUGUUUACUUU
Nelumbo nucifera (sacred lotus) is the source of this 840-nucleotide messenger RNA. RefSeq names its product FCS-Like Zinc finger 3-like. Lineage: Eukaryota; Viridiplantae; Streptophyta; Magnoliopsida; Proteales; Nelumbonaceae. The record is from RefSeq and is a predicted model, not a curated record.